AUGGUGGCCUGCAACAACGCCAUCCCCAUGGACGUGUGUACCCUUCAGACUUGCUGCUUCGAGCAAGGAUUCCUCGACUACCCACCCAACCUGGCUGUCAGCGUCGCCUACCUGACCAUAUUUGCCCUCUUCAUGAUGAUCCAACUCGGCAUCGCCUUCUAUUAUCGCACAUGGGUGUUCGGCUUUGCGAUCUGGGGCGGCUUAGUGCUGGAGAUCAUUGGCUACGUUGGCCGCAUCCUCAUACGUUCAAACCCCUUCGACAUGAGCAUCUUCCUGACAUACUUUAUCCCUCUCGGUCUUGGUCCGGCUUUCUUGACUGCUGCCAUCUACAUCACACUCGGCCAUGUUGUCAUUGUGUUUGGCGAGCAAUACUCUCGCCUGAAGCCAAAGACUUACUCUCUCGUCUUUGUCUGCGUUGAUGUGUUCUCGCUCUGUAUUCAAGCAGUUGGCGGUGGUCUCACAGGCUCCGCAGACACGGAUAGUCAGCGCACGAUAGGAACGGACAUUCUUAUCGCUGGUUUGGCACUGCAAGCCUUCUCCCUUGGAUGCUUCAUCCUUCUAAGCGCCGACUUCAUGCUCAAGGUCAGAAAAGGAAACAAAGAGGAUCGCAACCCCAACUUCGCUCUGCUCAGAGCCAAGAAGACCUUUGCAGGAUUCCAGAUUGCCCUCCCUAUCGCUGCUUCCGUCAUCAUGAUCAGAUGCAUCUACCGCGUCAUCGAACUCUGCGAAGGCUUCGACGGCAAGCUCGCCAACGAAGAAGUCCCCUUCGACAUCCUAGAAGGACCAAUGAUAAUCAUCGCGACCCUGAUGCUCACGGUAUUCCAUCCUGGCAUUGUCUUCCGCGGUGGCUACUGGGAAGCCUCGUCGUGGGUCAUUCGCACAUCAAAACAGGGAAAUAGAAGAAUUGCGGCCUCGCCCGAGGCUUCUCACGAGGAAGCAGCACUCUCAGUUGAGAAGACUGCAGACUCUUUGACGCCAAUGUCGUCGGAUAUGGAGGAGCCUUUUGCUGCAGAGCCGGCGGCCAUCGAUAAGGAGUAG
Molecule: messenger RNA, 1038 nt
Organism: Aureobasidium namibiae CBS 147.97
Lineage: Eukaryota; Fungi; Ascomycota; Dothideomycetes; Dothideales; Saccotheciaceae
Product: RTA1-domain-containing protein
Exons: 2
Coding region: 1-1038 (345 amino acids)
Cellular component (GO): fungal-type vacuole; plasma membrane
Source: RefSeq, a predicted model, not a curated record